GCAUUUAAAUUCGUAAAUAAAUUAGUCUGGGCGGGCGGACUAAACUGCACUUCUCUUGAUGAAGUCCGUUAGUUAUUAUUUUUCAUACUUUUUUUCUCAUCCAAGCUCGCCACAUGCUGGUUUGGCCCUUCAACUCUUUGAUGCCUUCGUAGGGUCACCGACGUUGUUCUGAAAAAGCUUUUGGCGAGACGUCUGAUCGAUUUUCAAGGUCUUGGCGCGUGAAAUCCCGAAACGCUGGCUUCAUUUUAAUUUCUCUUCCCCUUCUGUUCCACCGUUUUAUCGAUCGUUUUCACUUUCUGCUACGAAGCCGGAACUAAUGAAACCAGCUUCGAAUUUUUGCUUCUCUGACGUUUGUGAAACGUAAGGGCAGCAUGGGGCUAACAGAAGUGGAGGCCGCUGGUUGCAGAGAAAUUUUAAACUAUUUAAAUGAGCACAAAGUGUUGAGGAUAUUUGCUUGGAAAUUCGGCCUCGAAGAUCCAGCCAGCAUUGUAGCCUGUUUGGAAAGACAGCGUCUUCUAAAGGGAUACGGGGACAGCAGCCAUAUGACGACAAGAAUGAAAGCCAUAGACUAUAUCGUCAGAGAUGCCAGCAACCCUUUAGAAAUACUAAGCAGGCAAGAUGUUCGAAAAGAACAUAUGAAAAAGUACCUCGAAUCCCGAAUGAUGGGCAAAGAAGCAAAAGGAAACAAAGCCGCUCGACUAAAGAACAUAAUUCUCAGUACAUGGCUCUCGGCAUACAGAGUUCCUGACGAGGCGUUAGAUAACGGCAAAGCUGUUCUUUUGCACUUUUUAUCGACAUUAAAUGGUGAAUCUGGUACUGAACCAUUACCGUUGAGGGAAACGUGUGAAUUUUCUUCUUUGGACUUCAUAUCGAAGCGACAAACGGGUUAUGCUGGAAGAUCUGGCUUUUAUCACGGCGUGUCAGAAGUAGCUAAAAAGAACAAUACUUUCAGAAAUGACAUCCGAUUUUUCCACUUUGAUGAUUCGGACAUGAACAUAAAGGUUCGGGGUGCUGGACAAGCUAGAGAAACGGGGCUGUAUUUCUAUGUUAUACUAACUAUCAUUCGCGACCAAUCAAGAAAUCUGACCCUUGAAAAAGCCCAAAUUGUUACUAGUAUCGACAGUGAGAACUUGCUGAUAAAUUUGUUGCAUAGUCCACAGUUUUGAACUGUCGACAUCACAUACAGGGAAAAGCAGGGUUUUAUAGAUAAUUAAUUUUAAAAUAGAAUUGCUAUUAAAUGAAGAAGCUUUUCUUCAUGGUCGAUCUUGCAAAACUUAAUUUUUUUAAUGCUAUGUUGUUAAGAUGGUUUCAAAAUGUCACACUUUCAUCAAAAUAUAACAGUUAUCUUAAUCGUUAAUCAAAUUAAUAUUGAAAAUGUUGCAUCUUUUUUUAAAUAUAAUUGUUGGCUAUUAUUAGUAUUUAUAUUCUAGUAUUUUGUUAUCUCAUAUUCAUUUAAAAAACUUCUUUCAUAUAUAAAUUUUAUUUCAUAAUCUACAGUGAUAAAAAGGAAUUCCGUAAAUAAAUUAGGAAGACGAAAUUAAUAUUGAAAAUCAAAAUUAUAUUUUUAGAUUAUUUUGGGUCAUCAUUAGUAUUUGCAUUCUACUUGGCAAUAUUUGUUAUUUCGUAUUCAUUUCAAUAA
This is a messenger RNA of Parasteatoda tepidariorum (common house spider), 1639 nucleotides long. RefSeq lists its product as uncharacterized. The record is from RefSeq and is a predicted model, not a curated record. Lineage: Eukaryota; Metazoa; Arthropoda; Arachnida; Araneae; Theridiidae.